Menidia menidia (Atlantic silverside) is the source of this 4508-nucleotide messenger RNA. Lineage: Eukaryota; Metazoa; Chordata; Actinopteri; Atheriniformes; Atherinopsidae. The record is from the annotation of a GenBank genome assembly.
CCACCACCACCUCUCCUCCCUCCUCAUCCGCCUCAGCCGCUACAGGAGAGGAGAGAGGGAGAAGAGUGCGGCUGAAUGUGAACGACAUGUCGACAGUCAGCCUCUAAAGUGUUUUCUCGGCCGUUCCUUAAUUCUUUGGCGGCGGACUGAUGCGAUGAAGGCCUGAUGCCGGGCUGUAGCCCCAGGCUGUUGAGCUGAAAAGGAGAAGCUGUAGGAUGCAUUGGGCCACUCUAGCAGUGGCCCUGGGGUGUGCGUGCCUGUCUUGGGCCUCGCACAGCCCCACCCCCACCCCCACCUCAACACACACCCCUCUGGUAGACAACUCCGAGGAGGAAGUGGACGAGCCGUGCUUCGAGCCGUGCACGUGUGAGGUCAAAGAAGGCGUGUUGCACGUGCACUGUGAUGGGCGGGGCUUCACUAAUGGCAGCCAGGUGUCACAGUCAUGGGUCCGCCCUUUCAAACUCAACCUCCAGAGGAACUCUUUAAGACGUCUCUAUAGCAACGGGUUUCAGCACCUUGGCAACGCAGUGUCGAUAAACCUUGGUAACAAUGCACUCCAGGACAUCCGAGUGGGAGCCUUUCAUGGGCUGGCCAAAUUGAGACGUCUGUACCUUCAUGAAAACAAGCUGGAAGUCUUCAGAAAUGACACCUUUGCUGGUUUGGAGGCUCUGGAAUAUCUCCAGGCCGACUACAACGUAAUCAAACGCAUUGACAGCGGUGCGCUGAGGUUUCUCUACAAGCUCCGAGUUCUCAUUCUGAACGAUAACCUGAUCCCUGUUUUGCCUGCUCAUCUGUUCAGAUCUGUGUCUCUGACUCAUUUGGACCUGCGGGGAAACCGUCUGAAGAGCUUGGCAUAUGCUGGGACUCUGGAGUAUGUUGGCCGCUCCCUGAUGGAGCUACAGCUAGAGGAGAAUCCUUGGAACUGCGGCUGUGAGGCGGUGCAGCUACAGCAGUGGCUCGGUCAGAUCCCCUACACGGCUGUCGUUGGGGAUGUCACCUGUGAAUACCCCUUCCACCUUCAUGGCAAGGACUUGAGGGAAAUACCCCGCAAAGAGCUGUGUGCUGACCAGCCGGAUAAAGAGCUCCAGGGAGAGCGUGGCGGUCCAUCAUCGGGCUCGCAGCCCCAGCACUUGCCCCCCAACUCCAAACCCAACUCCCACCCUGGGCGAGUUCGACCGACCAAACCCUCCUCUAUGGUCCACGGCUCUCGCCAGAAUACUCACACUUCCUCCACUUCCUCGUCAUCUUCCUCAGCGGAGCGUAAAGACAGGGAGAGGCACCUGAGGCCGACUAAGAAGCCACGACCCUCGAGAACGUCGCCCACGUCUCGCAGUCUUAUGCCAAACCAAAACCCCCCCGUGGCCGGGUACCAAACCCGGCCCCCCAUCCCCAUCAUCUGCCCCAUUGGCUGCACUUGCAACCUGCACAUCUCAGACCUUGGGCUGACCGUCAACUGCAAAGAGAGUGGCUUCGUCAACGUGUCCCAGCUCACACCUCGACCUCUCAACGGCCGCAAGCUCUACCUGAGUGGAAAUUUAAUCCAGAGGAUCUACCGCACAGACUUCUGGAAUUUCUCAAGCCUCGAUCUACUUCAUCUGGGAAACAAUCGCAUCUCGUACCUACAGGAAGGGGCUUUUUCCAGCCUGACGAGUCUGAGGAGCCUCUACCUGAACGGAAACAACCUGGAGAGACUUAGCCCCCACAUGUUUCUGGGACUGCAGAAUCUAAGGUACCUUUAUUUUGAGUACAAUGAGAUCUGUGAGGUUGAUUCCGGCACCUUCGACUCCAUGCCGUCCCUUCAGUUGUUGUUUCUCAACGCCAACUUGUUGCGGAGCCUCCCUCUCAGCGUGUUUUCCAGAGUCAACCUGGCUCGGCUCAACCUAAGAAACAAUCACCUCCUGCAGCUUCCAAUGGAGGGAGUGCUGGAGCAUCUCAAGGGACUGGUACAGGUGGACCUGCAGCAGAACCCGUGGGAGUGCAACUGCGAGGCCGCUCCGCUGAAGCGUUGGCUGGAGGGGCUCAGCGCGGUGGUGGUGGUGGGAGAGGUUGUGUGUCACUCCCCAGAAAAGAGCAAAGGUGUUGACCUGCGCUCUCUCUCCAUGGAGCUGCUCUGCCCUGAGCUGGAGCAUAAGGAGGACCAAGAGCAGGAGGAGCAGACAGCAACCUCCACAGCUGCAGAGAAAGGCAUAUCCGUUGGCUAUCCCAGCUCAGGGGUAGGACCCCUUAUCCCCCCAGGGAUGGAUUCAAUUCCUCUGUCGGUGUUAGUGCUCAGCCUGCUGGUGUUGUUUGUCUCUGCGUUCUUUGCGGCAGCGGCACUAAUCGCCUACGCCCUGAGGAGAAGGGACAAGCUGCCGUUCCGCCGCCAGGGAGAGGUAGACCUGGCUGGCAUCCAGAUGGAGUGUGGCAUCUUCACUGAGCAGACGCACCACCACCACCACCACCACCACCACGGCCUCCCGCAGAAGCCACCGCUACCUCCCCCUGAGCACAACCACGUCUACGACACCAUCCUGCCCCCGGAGGCUGCGUCCAAAGGCCCCGACCCUGCUGCCCCGGCCUCACGCAUGUGUAGCAGCCCCAUCUACAAAGACGAGCAGGACACUGCCGUCAAACAGCGGCCGCAGCAGCAGCAGAUGUUCGCAGCCUCUAAAGAGUCCGAGGGGGAAUACUGUUCUCCAGCGGAGAAAGAGAGAGAGUGGGCACUGGAGGUGUCCUCAUCGCCCAUCAACACUGUCACAGGAGCUAUAGGACCACUGGCCAGCCUCCACGGGAAUGGCAUCCUAUGCCCAACGGUUAUCGACAGCCAGGGCCCCACUCCUAAGGUGGAACUGGUGGACUGCCUCUUCAGACUCCCCACCCCAGAGUUUCGGGAUCUGCCAGACAGGUACGCGAGGCCCCCGCCCCGCUACCCCUACACAAAAGACUCGGAGCAGGACGCGAGACCGGACCAAACGCUGGUCGUCACCACCGCCAGCUCCACGGCGGGUGGGAACGGCACCCAGAGCGAGCAGGGAACCGGAGAGCAAAGACCCAGACUGAGGACCACGCCAGACUACAUGGAAGUACUGGACCGGUCUUACCAGUUUUAAAACCCCCUCCUCGUCCUCAUGCUUCCCUUCUUCUACUGUCUCCACAUCAUCUCCCCCUGUGACUAUGAAUCACACAGAAACAAUGACUCCUGUACAAAGGUUGGCUUUGAGAGGAGCUUGUGGGGGAGUGGGACUACACUACACACUAUGUUUAUUUCUGGAGCUGAGGUCAGUUUUUGUAUUUUACCCACAACAGGCAUAUACAUUGGUUUUUGGCAAACGUUUUGCUGAUCCUAGAUCUCUGCCUGGAGGCAAGUCUUCGGCUGCAGUUUCCACAGUGUUUUUUCUUUUUUUUUCCCCCUCCACAGUAAGUUUUUCUACUCAGCACCACAAUUAGCAGGAUUCAGCAUGGUGGUGGGCGUGAAUGUUAUCACUCUCAAAAGACCUGAGUGGAGGUGAAAAACACCAGCUCUUAACAGCAUCAAACACGGAGUCAUAAACUUUGACAGCUGCGAGGAGUUGAGCGAGCUGGGCGCACACGCAAGACAAAGAAACGACAGAGACAAAGCGAGAAAAAUAACUGAAAAUAGCCAAGUGCCUUAGCAAUGAACAGCCAGCAGUGUGGUCAAUGCUUAUUUUUCUAUGAAUACAGAUCUAUUUAUCUAAACAAAGAGGUUUGACUACCAAUGGAUGGGAUGCUGAUGGACGACAGACUAAAACCAAUCAAGACCCAAGAAUAAUUGCAUUCCCUGGAUGAGCCAAAAAAUAAUAGUAUACCCAGUCAAUAUCGGAGUGGUUUAUAUGCAGUUCUGUCCAUUUUCCUCAUCUCACACAGUCAACUUGAUUUGAUUAUCUCGUUCAAUUCUUUACACGGCUGCGAAGGAGAACAAAUCCGAAAAUAGUCGGUUUGUAGAAUGAAAGUCUAGGAGGGUUUCGCUCGUAAAAAGGACAGUAUUCAGAAAUGAUUGCUAUUGUUUUUUUUUUUUUACACCAGACAAAACACAGGGAAGCCCAUUUCGAGAAGGACAUUUUGGCAACGGAUGCAUUUUGGAUUUCUUUAUCAGCCAGACUUAUUGGGGCCAUAAGGACCUCUGCUUCACAUUUUCUUUCACUGGACAGAGGCACAGAGGUUAUUGCUUUGAUUUUUAAGCAUUUUUGGAGGAAAUUUGAACUGCAAAAAAAAAAAGAACGGGACAAAAAAAAGAUAAAAAGAACAGGACAUAAAAGGCACUUUUUUUUGUUUGUUCAAAAUGAUGGAGAAAAAAAAAGACACUUCUAUCAACUAUUGAUUAAUAUCUUUUAUGGAGGUACCUUUUUAUGCUUUCAUCUCCUACCAAUAGUAGAGGCAGUUGUGAAUAUAUUUAUUCUUAGUUUUUGCGUGUUGGAGCUCUCCUGUAAGGGAUCAUGUUAUAUUAAUGUAUAGGAUGAUUCUGCAUCUGGUUCAGCCUUCUUACCGCCGACCCACAAAAUACAAUAAAG